Messenger RNA from Hyposmocoma kahamanoa, 1757 nucleotides. RefSeq names its product zinc finger protein 652-like. The record is from RefSeq and is a predicted model, not a curated record. Lineage: Eukaryota; Metazoa; Arthropoda; Insecta; Lepidoptera; Cosmopterigidae. Gene Ontology annotation, cellular component: chromosome. The transcript is spliced from 3 exons. Gene Ontology annotation, biological process: regulation of transcription by RNA polymerase II. Gene Ontology annotation, molecular function: chromatin insulator sequence binding. Bases 241 to 1707 code for a protein of 488 amino acids.
GCUUGCCAGCUUACCCCAAAGAACUGACAAAUAGUUCUGAAAAAAAAAAGAACGUUUAUCAUUAUAUUCAUUCUUAUAAAUUUAUACACGAAUGUGAUGGAUAUCACUUGCAACAUUGUUAAAAUAACCUACAAGCUCUAUCAACAGUCUUAGUAAUCUGGUAUGCUGGCCCCAUUUAAAAAAAUAUUACAAACUCCUUGAUUAAAUUUAGCAUCGCCAUAAAACAAAAAACUUUGUAAUAUGUCAUUGUUUGUCGAAGUUACAUUCGCGAAAAUGUCAGCAAAUUUAGUAGUUCACAAAUUUGAAACCGGCAUUAAUUUCAAGUCUCUACAAAUUACAAUAAUUGAAGAUGGCAACAACGGUUCUUCUGGGGUCAGAUACGGGGAAUGGAUCGAUGGCAAGAAUCAACAGAAAAAGACAGACAGCGAGAAGUCCUCUAGGUUAAUCGUUAAAAUAGUCUCUGGCUGUGAAUAUAACAAUUUGAGCUUAGACUCUUGCGCUAGAGAAAUAGAUAAUUCAGAUAUUUGUUACAACAAUGGAACGGAAAUGUUCCAUUUAAACGACGCCAAACAAAAUUUAAAUCUAUUAUGUUUUGAAAAGAACGAGUCUGAAAAAUCUUGCUCCAUCGCACCUUUUUACGUGCCUGAGGGAAACAACAGUAGAUCAUUUUACGUACCUGAGGAAAUCAACUACCAAAUUAAUAGUUUUAAUAACCACAAUGACGAAACAACACGAGGGAACUCUCAGAAUUUAGUAAAUCAAUCUGUAAACUAUCAACAGGAUUGUAGAAAUACGGCUAUUAACAACUUGGAGUCCCCCAUAAGCCCUUUAGAAUACAGUCUCGAGAAAGUCAAGGAAAACAAUGCACGGAUUAUGGAGAAUAUUCACAUGCUCAAUAGAACCUUAAAUUAUACUAAAAAGGAAGAAAUACUAGAUAUAGUUUGUCCUAAAUCUAUGAGGUUUCCAUGCAACAAUUGUGGUAAAUGCUUUGUGUACGAAACGGGGCUUAAAAGGCAUUAUUCCAUGAGACAUUCUAUCUCCGAAAUGCAGCCGCGAUGGCAAGUCGUUUGGACGUGCACAGAGUGUUUCCAAGUUUGGCCUCGACAAGAUCUGGCGAUAAAACAUUCAAAUAAAUGCUGCAAAACUAGUAACACAGACUGCGUCCGAGAAAUAAAAACUUCCUCUUUAUUGCAAUGCGAGUUCUGUGAAAAAGUUUAUACUAGUAUUCCGAGACUCUUGCGACAUUCUAAGAUUCAUACAACAGCAAAUAACUAUGAAUGCAAUGCUUGUGAAUCAACAUUUCUUUCGUACAAAGCUGCGGAACAACAUUGGCUUUUUUGCCCCUGGUUGAAAAUGUGUUACAGUUUCUCGUUGCCUAAAAUGUUACUGUGCAACGCUUGCGAUCGCAAAUUUAAAAACUACGAGCAGUUAUAUAAUCAUAGAUAUAAAGUUGGUCAUUUCAUGACCAAAACUCACUGCCACAAGGGUAGUGUGAAAGCCCUCGGAAUAUUAGUUUACCAGUGCGAGAUUUGCGCUCAAUGGUUCACAGCCAUACCGUCUCUUCAAAAUCAUAGGAGUCAGCAUCAUUCCGUUUAUGACUCUGGGAUGCAAUGUAAAAUCGAAAACUACGAAUACAAUAACAACUAUUACGAGACUGCUGAAAUUGACUACCAAGUGAACCACUUGGAUAACCAGCAAUACCUAUAAUUGAUUGUUAUUAUUUGAUAUAUCAUGUUCAGGAUUACACCUGUAUGAGA